This is a messenger RNA of Onychomys torridus (southern grasshopper mouse), 4791 nucleotides long. It is a transcript of the gene Gab1, whose product is annotated as GRB2 associated binding protein 1. The coding region runs from base 889 to 3051 and encodes 720 amino acids. The record is from RefSeq and is a predicted model, not a curated record. The transcript has 11 exons. Lineage: Eukaryota; Metazoa; Chordata; Mammalia; Rodentia; Cricetidae.
AAGCGCUCCGGAGGAGUUUCAGAGAAAGUCUGGGUGGAAGCUAGAGGCGACGGAUCGUGGGAAGGGGAGGCGGAAGGGCCAGAAGAAGGAGGGCCCGGGUCCGGGCCGCGCCUCCCCGAACCGGCCGCGCGCCCCCGGGUGGGGGAGGAGCGCAGGGGACGGGACAGAGGGGUCCCUCCCCGGAGCAGAGCCGCCUUGAGCCUUGUCCCUGCGCUGAUCCCCGCCCUUGUCGGAGACCGGAGCGCAGACCCACCCUCCCGCCGCGGACCCGCGACCUCCCCGACGCCCGGCGACGCCCCAAGCCUCGCCUCCGGUCCCCGCGCUCCCUAGGCGGAUCGGGACCUGUCCCUGCGUCCGCUGCCAUCGGGACGCCGCACGCCUUCUCGGGCGCCCUCCUCGAAGCAGGGAGAAGGGAAAGGUCGCCCCCCGCUCACUGAAAGCGCCGGCUAGCGGAGCGGAGCGGACACCGUGCGCGGGCAUUGUGUGUGCGCGUGCAGCGUGGGGUCCGCAGCAGGGAGCGCUCGCGGGAGGUCCCGUCCCCAAGGGGCGGAGCGCGGGGCUUAGAGCUCCGGGCUUCGGGUCCCGGCAGAGUCCCAGCGGAGCCCGACCGCUGCCGAGGCGGCGGGACGGCGCGCCUGGCGGCCAGGAGGGUGCACUGAAAGAAGGCCGGCGAGUUCUGGUCCCCGCGGCUCCCGUUCGGGUUCCGCUUCGGUCCGCGGAUCUGCGGAAGAGAGCUCGACCGCCGACACAGGGCGCGCGGAGCCCGGCCGCCCCGUCGAGGGAAUCUGCGAGUUCCCGUGGGCUGAGUGUGCCGGCCGUGCCCGGAGCGCGUCACUGUCUCCACUGACCCCUCCGGUGCCCGGCCCUCGAGCCCACACGGCGUGCACCAUGAGCGGCGGCGAAGUGGUCUGCUCGGGAUGGCUCCGCAAGUCGCCCCCGGAGAAGAAGUUGAAGCGUUAUGCAUGGAAGCGAAGGUGGUUUGUGUUGCGCAGUGGCCGUUUGACUGGAGACCCCGACGUCCUGGAGUACUACAAAAAUGACCACGCCAAGAAACCUAUCCGGAUUAUUGAUCUAAACUUAUGUCAGCAAGUUGAUGCCGGGCUGACAUUCAACAAGAAGGAGUUUGAAAACAGCUACAUCUUUGAUAUCAACACCAUCGACCGGAUCUUCUACUUGGUGGCAGACAGUGAAGAGGACAUGAACAAGUGGGUUCGAUGUAUCUGCGACAUCUGUGGAUUCAACCCCACAGAAGAAGAUCCCGUGAAGCCCCUUGGCAACUCCUCGCAAGCACCAGCUGACUCACCCUUAGGUGCGUCAGCCUCCACCCAGCCGGACGCCUCUCCAAUCCCACUACCUCCAUCUUACCAGCUCAUCAGCCUCCCGCCACACCCAGACACUCUAGGCCUCCAGGAUGAUCCACAAGACUACCUCUUGCUGAUCAACUGUCAAAGCAAGAAGCCCGAACCCACCAGACCCCACGCUGACUCUGCAAAGCCCACCUCUUCUGAAACAGACUGCAAUGACAACGUCCCUACCCACAAGCCUCCUGCUUCCUCCCAGGGCAGACAUGCAGUGAAUGGGUUUUUUCAGCAGCAGCUGCUGUAUGACUGCCCGCCUCCCCGAGCUCCAUCUGUCUCUGUAGACUCCAGCCUCUAUAACCUGCCCAGGAGUUAUUCCCAUGAUGUGUUGCCAAAGGAAUCUCCAUCAGGUACUGAAGCAGAUGGAGAGCUGUACAUCUUCAAUACCCCAACUGGGACUUCAAGUGUAGAAACUCAGAUGAGACAUGUAUCCAUCAGUUACGACAUUCCGCCAACACCUGGUAAUACUUACCAGAUUCCACGGACAUUUCCAGAAGGCACCUUGGGACAGUCAUCCAAGCUGGACACCAUUCCUGAUAUUCCCCCACCUCGACCACCAAAGCCACAUCCAACUCAUGACCGGUCUCCUGUGGAAACGUGUGGCGUCCCACGCACAGCCUCAGACACCGACAGCAGUUACUGUAUCCCUACAGCAGGCAUGCCGCCAUCCCGGAGUAAUACUAUUUCCACCGUGGAUUUGAACAAGUUACGGAAAGAUGCUAGCUCUCAAGAUUGCUAUGAUAUUCCACGAACUUUCCCGAGUGAUAGAUCUAGUUCCCUGGAAGGCUUCCAUAACCAGUCUAAAAUCAAAAAUGUGUUGACAGUGGGAAGUGUCUCAGGUGAAGAACUGGAUGAAAACUAUGUUCCCAUGAAUCCCAACUCGCCACCACGACAACAUUCCAGCAGCUUUACAGAACCAAUUCAAGAACCAAAUUAUGUGCCAAUGACCCCUGGGACAUUUGAUUUUUCUUCAUUUGGAAUGCAAGUCCCUCCUCCUGCUCAUUUGGGCUUCAGGUCCAGCCCAAAGACCCCUCCCAGGAGGCCUGUUCCUGCUGCUGACUGUGAACCACCCCCAGUGGAUAGGAACCUCAAGCCGGACAGAAAAGGUCAGAGUCCUAAAAUUUUAAGACCCAAACCCCAUGGUUUAGAGCGAACUGAUUCACAAACCAUAGCUGACUUUGCUACAAGAAGAAAGGCCAAGCCGGCACCUCUGGAAAUAAAGCCUCUGCCAGAGUGGGAAGAGCUGCAGGCUCCAGUCAGAUCUCCCAUCACCAGGAGCUUCGCUCGCGACUCCUCUAGAUUUCCCAUGUCCCCUCGACCUGAUUCUGUGCACAGCACGACAUCAAGCAGCGACUCUCACGACAGUGAAGAGAACUAUGUCCCCAUGAACCCAAACCUGUCCAGUGAAGAUCCGAAUCUCUUCGGCAGUAACAGCCUUGAUGGAGGGAGCAGCCCUAUGAUCAAGCCCAAAGGAGAUAAACAGGUCGAGUACCUUGAUCUAGACCUAGAUUCUGGGAAAUCCACCCCGCCACGGAAGCAAAAGAGCAGUGGGUCGGGCAGUGUGGCUGACGAGAGGGUGGACUACGUGGUGGUGGACCAGCAGAAGACUCUAGCCCUCAAGAGCACCCGGGAAGCGUGGACGGAUGGGAGGCAGUCCACAGAGUCUGAAACUCCCACCAAGAGUGUGAAGUGAAGAUCACCAUUGCCAUUGCCGAACAAAGGAGAACUGAGGAGAAGAUGGAUGCCAAGGGAAGCUGCCCAUGCUUGACUCUCUCAGGAGAGCCGGGAGCAAGCAGGAACAGAGAAAAGGACCUCUCAGACAUAUUCAAGCAAAUUAGAUUGUAAAUGGUGCUGUGUGGUGUUGAAUUUGUAACAUGUAAAUAAUGUGGGGAAAUAGUGUGUUAGUUCACAAAGGAACAUCUGCCCCUAGUUAGCACACCUGUAGUAUUACCAUGUUGAUGCACUUUUUCAUUUCAAACAUUGGUUUGGGUCUUCCCACUGUACCUUAACAGAAUUCCCUCGGGAGUUGUUUUGUCUCCACCACUCUACAUAACAAUACUAAGUGAAAUGAGCUACUUUUAGUUCUGGAAAUUCCAGCUGGAGCUACAGGCUAACACAUUAAAAUGAGAAGUCAGUUCACAAAUGGGUUUUUCCCUUGAAGGUGGUAACUAGUAGCUUAAAAGGACUUCUCCUCCAUUUUUUUCCAAAAUACUGGGGAUAAUGUAUAUACUGGUGUCAAGACCUAGUUCUUUGGCUCGUGUAUACUUAGGUUUUAAUAGCAGAACUUUGUUAUUUUUUGUUAAUUACAGAGUUUUUGGGUUCAUUGCGUGAAGGUUCUGCUGGGUGGGAUCUUGCACCUUUGAAGACUGACUCUGGUUACACUAUUAAGCCCCCACCCACAUCAUCCGCACGCAGCCUGUAUUGACAAGAUGCUCUUACACUUGUUCACAUGUGUUAAACAUUACUUGCAGAAGGUAGAUUACAUAACUAAUGAGGUACGUACAGGGCACUGACGUGCUAAUACACUGAUCAGGUUUAGACAGAGAGUUUCAGUUAGGUCUUUGUUAAUCCUAGUGUUGGUUUAGAAUUAAUGAAACAGUUGGCACUCACUGUCAGUUACAGCAACAUACUGUGAUUCUGAAUUAAGUAGACAGUAAUUCAAGAUUAUUACUCUUAAGAAUGAAAUUCUCUCCUUGACACCAUAGUGCCCUUUCUAUAAUUUUUUUUUUUACUUAAUAUUCUUCUUGGCCUUAUAUUUAAAUUCCUAUGCAAUUAAUGUUUUAUAUCUGCAUUUUUUAAAAAAAUGUCAUUUUAAUUGAUUCUUGUAUGUAGCACCUAUUGCUUUUGUGAGUAAAUGAACUAAGAAUUUUGUACUGUGAUAUGUAUUCACUGCCCCAGUUCUCAAACCAUUGAAGCCUUGCUGUGCUGUGAAACCCUGUAGUUGUGACUGCCACCCAGCCAGACCUCUGAAUCCAGCAGAGGAUGGUGCGAGUCUGUCACCUGGAGAAUGUUCAGACCAUGAAUUGGUGUCAUGGCACUGCACUUGCCUGUCUUGGCUUUGCCAAGUGAUUUGGAAAGCAGCUGACCUUGUCCAUUGUCUGCCCAAGUUCUGUACAAUCUCUGCAUUGAUCCUCAGAUCCUCACUAAUGGCUUGGGAAGGGGACACAUAGAACAGAGUGUCCACAGCUGAGGCUUGUUCAGACCUCUUAACUGUUGCCUGAGCACACAAUGUGCCCUGAUUUCUGGCCCUCUGGCCACAGUACUGUGCCUAAUCUGUGUACUAUGCUUUUUUUCUCAGUCCACAAGCUAAGUGUUCAUAACUAGAUGAAUUGUAGACAUUGGAUGCUUUUAAAUGUUCGCUUCUUUUUAAACAAAAACUAAAACCCAGAACUGAAUUUUGAGGUGGAUUUUUAAAUAAAAAAAAAUUGUUUGA